This is a messenger RNA of Leopardus geoffroyi (Geoffroy's cat), 2431 nucleotides long. It is a transcript of the gene ACBD6, whose product is annotated as acyl-CoA binding domain containing 6. Bases 398 to 1225 code for a protein of 275 amino acids. The transcript has 9 exons. Gene Ontology annotation, molecular function: protein binding; fatty-acyl-CoA binding. The record is from RefSeq and is a predicted model, not a curated record. Lineage: Eukaryota; Metazoa; Chordata; Mammalia; Carnivora; Felidae.
CCUCGCGCGCACGCCGCCCCGCCCCGCCCGGCGCGCACGCCUCCCGGCCCUCGCCGCCUGCCGCCCUUCCUCCCCGAUCCCUCAGCUGCGCAGCCCCCAGACUCGCUCGCCGGUGGAGGGACCCGGGACGAGCCAGAGCGCGCUGUUAGCCUAAGGAAGCCGAGGGAAACCCGCUGGGCCUGGCAGAGCCGUCAAGAAUAGCGGAGCCUGCCCCGCACGCCCGGGAGCGAAGUGAGAGCGAGGCAGAGUUACGUGAGGCAGCGCAGAGUAAGUGGGCUCGGGUCCGACUCGAGGUCGGGCUCGGGACCGAGACUGGUGGGCCAGGCCCCCGAGCCGGCGUUACCCCCGGCCUGAGGAGCACCGAGCGGACACAGAGGGACGGACCGAGCAAGGACUCAUGGCCUCGCCAUUCCUGCCCGCGGGGGCCACCACGGGCGACAGCGGCGGCGAGCUGAGCUCGGGGGACGACUCCGGUGAUGUAGAAUCCCUCCAGAGCCCCGAGACCGAGGCGUCCGGGAGCCUGACCGAGCUCUUUGAGAAGGCUGCAGCGCACCUCCAAGGCCUGGUUCAAGUGGCCAGCAGAGAGCAGCUCUUGUACCUGUAUGCCAGGUACAAGCAGGUCAAAGUUGGAAAUUGUAAUACUCCUAAACCAAGCUUCUUUGAUUUUGAAGGAAAGCAAAAAUGGGAAGCAUGGAAAGCACUUGGUGAUUCAAGCCCCAGUCAAGCAAUGCAGGAAUACAUUGCAGUAGUUAAGAAAUUAGAUCCAGGUUGGAAUCCUCAGUUACCUGAGAAGAAAGGAAAAGAAGCAAAUACCGGUUUUGGUGGCCCCGUUGUUAGUUCUCUGUAUCAUGAAGAAAUCAUCAGGGAAGAAGACAAAAACAUAUUUGAUUACUGCAGGGAAAACAACAUUGACCAUAUAACCAAAGUCAUCAAAUCGAAAAAUAUGGAUGUGAAUAUGAAAGAUGAAGAGGGUAGAACUCUACUCCAUUGGGCGUGUGAUCGAGGACAUAAAGAACUAGUCACAGUCUUGCUACAAUAUAGAGCUGAUAUUAACUGCCAGGACAAUGAAGGCCAAACAGCUCUACAUUAUGUAGUGGCCACCGCCCACGUCCCCAAGGCAGCGAACACCCAAGCAAGCACCCAGUCCAAACGCCAUGGCUCAUCACCCCCUGCACAGCGGGCAGAGGACAGUGUGAAGAAGGGCAUCAGGGAUUCCAAAUGCUGAGUAGAACCCUGGGCCUGAGAAGAAAGAAAGAAAAGCAGUGAAAACACAGACUGUUGAGCGUUCAUUUGUUCUGAGUUUGUGUCUUACUUCACUCUUUCUGGCCAGUGAUUUCUUUCCUAUAUUCUUCAAGCAGUCGUCUUUUUUAAAGGCCACUGUCAGAAAAUCACAUCACUCCGGAGCUGGUCUCUAGUGACUAAACCAAAAAAACCCAAAAAAACCCACACCAGAUCCCCGUCUUCCUUUGUGAGCUGAGAACACAUUUUAUAAUCCCAAAAAGUUACUAGACUGGCAUUGUGGUGGAAGCUGUGUGCGUAGAGUUCAAAGUGGAGAUCCGUUGAUUGUCAGCCUGAUGCACUCAGAACGAAUGAUCGUGGAUUGAAAGCAAAGACAAUGUGGACGGGCUGGUGAUGGGUCUGAGAAUGGAAGACUAAAGUAGCAGAAUUCUCGGGCCCCAUGUGCCUCAGGAAUACGCAGAGGAGUCACUGAAUCAGCAGCAGAGCCCUUCGUGGCCACUGUGUGAAUUCCCCUCUCAACCAUCCGAGGGGCUGGGCCCCCGGGAAUGGCAUCUCCCGCACUCCUUGUCCAACACCCCCCUCCCGCGCGAUGCUCUCGUCUCCACCCGGCCUAGGCACAUUUCUCAGCCUGACAAAGUACUCACCACGGGAGAUGAUUUGGCAAAGGACCACAAUUCCCUCUCCUGACAGCGGAGAUUUGGGUUUUGCCCCCAAAGACCUUUAAGUCCCCCUAGAAUCUCGCUGGGUGUCUGCCCAGAAGGUAGUGUCUUUCCCGUGUAACUGGACAGACGAUAGAGCACAGCAUAUGUCUAGGACUUGAAGUAGAGUCACGGCAACCUGGCGUCGGCAUUAGACGGAGAACUCAGGAGUCCGGAACCCAGCCCCCUAACUUGGACCGAAGCGAGUCGUUCUUGUGGGCAGGGCCACACACAAAAUAUGUUGCCGGAGAAGCCGGCACUUUCCGCCGUCUAAGGCGUCUCAAAAUGUUUCACCGAGCGCCUCAGGAUAGCAAGUAGCUGAUGUGACAACUGAGUCUUCGCUGCCCAUUCUCCCUUCGCGGACUCUAGCAACACUGGCCGGUAGGGCUCUGCAGUGAGCGAUGUUCUGUGUCUGUGGGUCCAAAUAGUCGCUACUAGCCUCAGCUAGCUACCGAGCACUUGACAUACGGCUGGUGUGAGGAACCAAACUUUCA